Spea bombifrons (plains spadefoot toad) is the source of this 786-nucleotide messenger RNA. Its product is annotated as spindlin-1-like. The record is from RefSeq and is a predicted model, not a curated record. Gene Ontology annotation, biological process: gamete generation. NCBI's taxonomy places the organism in Eukaryota, Metazoa, Chordata, Amphibia, Anura, Pelobatidae. The coding region runs from base 1 to 786 and encodes 261 amino acids. The transcript has a single exon.
AUGAAGACACGAGGUGGCAAGACCAGAGCUCAUGGAUCCAGAUCUGGAGCAGGACCUGCAGGUGUUUCAGCAAAUAAGAUGAAGAAAAAGGCCUCCCAUAAAAACCAUCUGAGCAACGUGGGACCGAGUAAACCUGUUCCACAGCCUCAAACAAAUAUUGUUGGCCAUACAAUACAACAUGGAUGGAAAGAAGACAGCGGGCUGAUAACUCAGUGCAACGGAACUGUUCUUGAUCAAGUGUUGGUGUGCCCCUCACUAUAUCUUAUAAAAUAUGAUGGCUCUGAUAACAUCUACGGAGUAGAACUAUAUAAAGAUGAAAGAGUGUUAGAUCUCAAAGUGCUUCCAGAGAGAGUUGCCCCUAUCCAAAUCAGCAAUGACAUCUUGGCAGAUUCCAUGGUUGGUAAAGCAGUGGGACAUGUGUUUGAAACAGAAGAUGGCUCCAAGUAUGAGCGUCUAGGAAUCGUUUUAGCACGAGCUCCCGUUAUGAAUUCGUGGUUUUUCAUAUCCUAUGAAAAUUACCCUUUCUUAUACAUGUACCAACUUGGAGACGACUACCAGCAGGGAGGUCUCCGCGUCAUACCAGACUGCCCUGCGGCUGAUUGUGAGCUUGGAGAAGUUGUGGAAAGUCUAGUAGGAACUCAACUGGAUUUUUUUGGAGAAGAUGGCUCGAAAAAGAUUGGCAUGGUAAUUCAACAAGUGGAAGCCAAGCCCUCUGUCUGUUUCAUAAAAUUUGAUGGUGAUCUUCAAAUUUACGUCUAUAAUCUGCUGAAGACAAAGACCUCUUAG